Molecule: messenger RNA, 2083 nt
Organism: Ahaetulla prasina
Lineage: Eukaryota; Metazoa; Chordata; Lepidosauria; Squamata; Colubridae
Gene: ARFGAP2
Product: ADP ribosylation factor GTPase activating protein 2
Exons: 16
Coding region: 249-1982 (577 amino acids)
Biological process (GO): COPI coating of Golgi vesicle
Molecular function (GO): GTPase activator activity
Source: RefSeq, a predicted model, not a curated record
UAAACCCUUUGCCCGGUUCGGCCGGUUGGGACAAUUGAUGGCAGGUCAAGUUUUGGGCCUGGUCCUUUGUUUCCCAGCGACCUCGCAGGUAGCAAUCCUGGUUCCCGCUAAAGUAUUUUGCUUCAUGGAGGCCGCACUAAACUGACCCUAAGAGGGACCCGUAUCCGUAGAAGCCCGCCCAGCUCGCGCGGAUUGGCCCACGCUGUGACCGGCUGCCGAGCACCUGUGAAUGCUGGGAGAAAGAAAACAUGGCGGCCGGGCCCAGCCGUGUGGAAAUUCAGACCCUUUUCAAGCGUCUGCGAGCUGCGCCAGCCAAUAAGUCCUGUUUCGACUGCGGGGCAAAGAACCCGAGCUGGGCCAGUAUCACCUACGGGGUCUUUCUUUGUAUCGACUGUUCCGGAAUCCACCGCUCGCUGGGCGUUCAUGUCAGCUUCAUCCGGUCUACAGAACUUGACUCCAACUGGAGCUGGUUUCAGUUGAGAUGUAUGCAAGUGGGUAGCAAUGCCAAUGCGACAGCUUUUUUCUGCCAGCAUGGCUGUACCACUUCGGAUGCCCCUGCCAAGUAUAAUAGCCGUGCUGCUCACAUGUACCGAGAGAAGAUCCAGCAACUGGCAAGUGCUGCCAUGGCCAAAUAUGGAAAUGAUCUCCUGAUUGAUGGCCUGAGUGGGAUUCCUGGCCACUCUCUGGAAAGGAAUGAUGCUGAUUUUUUCUCGGAACAUACACAGGUGUGUAAUGACUGGGAUGUGGGUAAGACGGAGCAGAGCACAAUAGAGUCCACAGCAGAAUUGGAAAAACCAGCAAAGCCAUCUGAAAGUAAUGAGGUUCCACAGGAUGACCAAGGUCCGUCUAUUGAGUUAUUGAGCACCUCUCCCAAAAGCUCCCUUGACGCAUCCAUGUGUCUGUCUCCACAAGGGGCAGCUCCGGCCAGAGAAAUAAAGCCUUCCCUUAUUGGAAAGAAAAAGGCAGGUGGAGCAAAAAAAGGGCUGGGAGCCAAAAAAGGUCUUGGAGCUCAGAAAGUGAGCAGUCAGAGUUUUACAGAAGUUGAAAGGCAAGCCCAGAUGGCAGAAAAGCUGAAAGAGCAACAAGCAGCUGAGUACAGGAAGCAAGCGGAGGAAUCUAUAGUGGCCUCAAUGAGAUUGGCCUAUCAAGAGCUCCAAAUUGAUCGGAAGAAGGAGGAGAAGAAACUUCAAAACUUAGAAGGGAAGAAGCGUGAGCAGGCUGAAAGACUAGGCAUGGGCUUGGUGUCCAGAAGUUCCAUUUCGCAUUCUGUCCUGUCUGAGAUGCAAGUAAUAGAACAAGAAACACCAGCAAGUGUAAAGUCCUCUCGGUCUCAGCUGGGCCUCUUUGAAGAUACAGGCAGCUUCACAUCUGGACCACCCAAGUACAAAGAUAAUCCAUUCUCACUGGGAGAUGGUUUUGGUUCACAAUGGGAAACAGAAAUGCCCUCCUGGGGACUUGACAAAAGAGAAGAGGAGACAGACAUUACAGUGUCAAGCAUCCGACCCAUUGGUGACAGAUCAACCAACAGAAGAGAAACGGAGAGCAAGGUAUCAGUAGUAGAGACUAACGAAGCUCGACAGAAGUUUGCAGGUGCCAAAGCCAUCUCAUCUGACAUGUUCUUUGGGCGAGAAGUUGAUGCUGAGUAUGAGGCCAGAUCCCGACUCCAGCAGCUCUCAGGAAGCAAUGCCAUUAGUUCUGUGGAUCUUUUUGGAGAAUCUGAAACAGCAAAUUUGGGUGGUGUCUCCAUUGGAAAUGUACUACCUGCAGCAGACAUUGCUCAGUUCAAGCAGGGAGUAAAGUCGGUUGCUGGCAAAAUGGCUGUCCUGGCCAACGGUGUGAUGAACUCACUGCAGGUGAGAAGUGAGGGGAAAGUUUUUAUACUUAUAUACCAUCUCGACCAAGAUGACGUACAUUGGACUCUUUUUCCUUAUUUUAUUUUGUUACAGCAUAAGCAGGUAGGAAGCCAGGUUGAAAGAGAAUGAUUGGCCCAUAAUCACCCAAUGAGUUUCUGUGGUGGUGGAUGAAUUAAAAUUUGAGUCUCCUCAGUACUAAUCCAGUGUCUAACCACUGCACCACAAAGGCU